CAACGAACUAGAAGCACUUAAUUAUGAGCAGAGCAGAGCAGAGCAGCCAAUUGAAUUCAUAGAAGUAAGUAAGUAAGUAAGUAAGUACAAUACAAAUCAAAUAGAUAGAUAGAUACCAUCUCCUCUCUCUCUCCCACACCAACAACAGUGAGUGACCCAACAAACAAACAAACAAACAAGAAUGUUUAAAACAAAGAAAGAAGAAGAAGAAGAAGAAGAAGAAGAAGAAGAAAUGAACAAGAAGAAGAACCAAAACCAAAACCUGGGUCGUAUGUUUUCAAAUCCCUUGAGCGAGAUCCAAAACAACGCCCAACUCAGGCAUAGUCGUAGCUGCACCACUACUACUACUACUCACCACCAUGGCCCCACCGUACCCGACGACCACAAUAACAAGGAAAACGCAGACAAUGUUUCUCCUUCUCUUCCAAAGUCAUUAUCAACAAACACAGACAAACACAACAACAAGAUUGUUAAUGUUAAGCCUUCCUCGCUACAGUACUGCAUGCAAAUCAACCAAGAUCCUCCUCUUCCUCUUGCUUCUUCUGAUUCUUCACACUUUUCCAACUCUUUGAAAAUUUGGGACUACUCUGACUCUGAACCUGCUCCUGCUCCUGCUUCCUCCUGGUCCACUUUACCCAACAAGUCUUUGAUCUGUAGACCCUUGCCUAUUGAUAUUGGAAGGUGCACAUGUGUUAUUGUCAAGGAACCAAUCCCUCAGGGACUCUCUAAUGGCACUUUCUUCUCUCUUUAUACCUAUGAAGGUCAGGGACGACAGAAUAGGAAACUGGCUGUGGCCCACCACAAGCGCCGGACCGGGCGCUCUCACUUCGCCAUAGCUCAGAACCUCAAAGGACUACUCUCCAAUUUUGAUGAUACUUUCCUCGGGACAGUAACCGCUAAUCUCACCGGCUCAAAAUACCACAUUUGGGAUCAGGGAUAUCGCCAUAAGUCCCGUAGUAAACAACCAAAACCACCUCUUGCUGUUGUUGAGUAUGUACCUACAAUAGCAACAUGUACAGGAACUCACAGAAGCAUCAAAGCAUAUAUACCAAACCAUCAAUCUAUGUCUUUCAAGAACACCAACCAGGUACAGCAUAUUAAGGGACUGCCAAUGAAUUGGGAGGGAAAAUUGGACAGAGUCCAUCAACUAUUCUCAAGGGAUCCACUAUACAACAAGAGUACAAAGCAAUUUGAACUUGACUAUAGAGAUAAAGGAAGGGCAGAACUUGGAAUCCAGAGAUCAGUCAAAAACUUUCAGCUUACUUUAGAGGAAAAUGGGAAGCAGACAAUCCUGCAGCUAGGGAGGUUGGGAAAAUCUACAUUUGUUAUGGACUACAGAUAUCCUUUGACUGGUUACCAAGCGUUUGGCAUAUGUUUGGCUUCCAUUGAUGCAAAGCUUUGUUGUGUAGUGUAGUGGGAAAUCUCUUUUCCAAAAUUGGUACAACUUCGGAACUCAAGAUAUCUUCUGGUUUUCACCUAGCCCCGUCCAGGAAGAACUCUUGGUGGAUUUUCUCUAAGUACAUUUUUCAAAAGAAAAAUGAAGAUUUUGGAGUUGUAUUUGGUGUGGAUAAUCUUCAGCUAGGAAGGUAUUAAUGCCAUCAAAAUCUCGAGAAAUAAUUUAUGUAUAAAUAAUCAUUGUGCUCGGAUGAUCGAUUUGUUACUAUUAAAUGUUUGAGACUAUUUAACUAAAUAUUGCUUUCUUUAAAUUCAAAAGUACUCUUUGAGCCUGCAACAAAUUGUGUUCAUUUUAUUGCCGCAAUGAAUCAGAGAAGGUAAAUGAGCU
This is a messenger RNA of Trifolium pratense (red clover), 1783 nucleotides long. Its product is annotated as tubby-like protein 8. The record is from RefSeq and is a predicted model, not a curated record. Lineage: Eukaryota; Viridiplantae; Streptophyta; Magnoliopsida; Fabales; Fabaceae. The transcript has 8 exons. The coding region runs from base 182 to 1414 and encodes 410 amino acids.